AUGGACGCCAUUGAAAAGCUCACAGAACGGACUGCCGCCUCAAUUCAAGCAUCCCUGCUUGCGGUCAAAGUCGAGGACGUCUGUCGCAUUCUCUUUCGACAUGCCCUCCAGAGCAAUUACAAGCUCUUCAGGAACUCUGCAGGCAAAAUCAGCCUGUCUGUCGACUACGCUACCUGGACCAUCACUCUGUCCCACCAAAUAGAUCCUGGCAGCCAACUUUCUUCUCACUCAAGCUUCGAAGCGACUGAAACUGAACAAGACGAGCUAAGCCUGCUCUCUCAUCUCGGACUCGUUCACAUCACCUUGACUUCCUCAUCCGGCACUGAGGCUUGCAUCUGGCAGGAGGGUCACCGUACCCUGUCAGAACUACCUUCCACGCCGCUUGUCGCGCCUCCGUCUUCAAGCGGAGAUGCCUCCAUUAGAGGAGUCACAAUAUCCGUUCAUGACGUCUUUCACGCCAUGCCCGUACGUCGCCGGCUCAUCCUAUCCGAGGCUGAAAGGAAGAGUCGCAUGGAUUCGCUCGCUCAUUGCCUUCGAGAGCUUUCCUUGCUGACGCCCGAGGCAACUUUCAAGGCCAGCGUUCAAAAUGCUGCUCCGUCAGACGGCAGCUUGCCGGCUUUCAAGGAUCUUCUCCGCCUACCUAGAGCCAAAAGUCUUCUGCAUCGCUGCCGAGCUGCGCUCGGAGCCAACGACCUCGACUCGAACCGCAUGCAAACAAUCUCACAGGAGCGCUCUUUCGCCGCCGUCAAGAUAAGGGUCGAUGGGUUCAUCUGCCCAGCAUUGACAGCGCACGUACCACAGAUCAUCUUCCUUCAAGGCCGCAUCUGGCCUGGUUCCAACAUACCAAGCGGCUUGGAACAUUCAGAUCGAGACUCUGCGGUCUUUGCCUCGCUUCUAUCGACCUUCCAGUUGGGCUGGACUGAAGAAGUCGCAUCCAGACGUGCAAGGCAUCACCUCCUCUCACCCGACCUGUAUCGGAAGGUCAACCAACGCAUCUUGGCUCUGCCAGAAUCCGGGCGUGAGAGAAGAGUACCACCAAACUUUGCUUUCGUUCUUCGGAUCACUUUGACCAAAGGAGCUCAAGCUAUGGCACAGCCAGAAGGGGCACCUGCUUUGGAUGCCGCUUCUUUUGAAGCGACGUUGCUCGAUGCGAUCUCCAGUGGAACCUCUGAGACCAACGACACUGGUUCGGAAACAUCACGGAAGCGCAAGCGUUCGAGCAGAUCUAGCACCGCUGGCCAAGCACAAUGCUCCACUCCAGCCGUGUCGCCAAUCAAGACUCGUCCUGCAACGUCAUCUUUGGCGACCGAGUCACCAAGCCAAGGAGGUGAAGCACCAGACGGCAUGGUCGAAUGGUGCGACCCUGUCAACGGUCGACUAUUCCACCUGGAUCUGCGCACAGGGCAUAGCAUCCCUGUCAAUCCAAGUUCGUCGACGAAGAGGACCGCGGCAUCACCACGAGUCAGCGCAGUACGUCAAGGGAUCGUCGUAGAUCUCUCAAGUCUCAGAAGGGGUCUCGCCUUGUCUGUAUCAAAGGGAGGAGCACAAACCAUUCCUGUAGGGGACAGUGAUGACGAGUUCGAUGAUCCGAGCUUGGAUGCUGCGCUCGCCUCCAUCCCGUCUCCAUCUCGAGCUGCUAUGGUCGACGUCUCUCGGCAAAGCCGUUUUUUCGAUUCGAGGCGACCUGAGUCCAGAUCUGGAGUCCAUCCUCUACGAAAUGAUCAGGAUGUUGAUCUUGACGAAGCUGCCCAAGGGCUUGCGGCGACCGAGCUCGAGCUCGCGAUCUCACGCUCAGACCUGCAGGAUGCUCAGGUUCUUGAUCAGGUCGAUGGCAAGUUCAUCCUCUGCACUACAUCGCCAUCUCCCAUCUCGGAGAAUUGGGAGCCGGUACUGUUCUGCAUCGAUCAACAUGCUGCGGACGAACGAUGUCGACUUGAGCGGCUACUCGAUGACUAUGUCAAGGGCUGUAAGGAGGGCACAGCAGCUCACGCUCUACCAGCGACACUGACACUCGCAAUCACAGUCAAGCAGUACGAGCUCAUCACAUCGAACGCAGGAAACAAGCAAGGCCUGGCCAAGCUGGGCUGGGUGAUUGAAAAGGCUCUCAUGGUACACGCCGAGCUUGGUCACGCGCAGGUGGAUCUCAGAGGCGUGCCAUAUGUGCUCAGAGAGCGUACACUCACCGACAAAGGAAGGGUGAAGGAUCAAGGACUGCUGCACUCUGUCUUUGUUGCUUGCCUGGACGAGCUGGCAACAUCGCCUUCUCCCUCUGCUAAGGUCAUGGUUGACAAAUGGGGAUCAGACUGGCUCACAGCGUCUCGCACCAUCCCGACUGCUCUGAUGGACAUCAUCAAGAGCACGGCCUGUCGCAGCGCCAUCAUGUUCAAUGAUCCGCUGAGCCAGGAGGCCAGUGAAAGGCUGGCUAGGAGGCUAGCCGAAUGCAGGUUUCCGUUUCAGUGUGCUCAUGGACGGCCCAGCUUGGUGCCUUUGUGCGAGAUCAAAACCAGGCAACAGCGGGCUGGUGAUGCUGAAGAUCUCAUCUCUUACAACGAGAUAAUGCAAUGCUAG
Messenger RNA from Ustilago hordei, 2568 nucleotides. RefSeq names its product related to MLH3 - insertion and deletion mismatch repair protein. Gene Ontology annotation, molecular function: ATP hydrolysis activity; ATP binding; ATP-dependent DNA damage sensor activity. NCBI's taxonomy places the organism in Eukaryota, Fungi, Basidiomycota, Ustilaginomycetes, Ustilaginales, Ustilaginaceae. The transcript has a single exon. Gene Ontology annotation, biological process: mismatch repair. The record is from RefSeq and is a predicted model, not a curated record. Bases 1 to 2568 code for a protein of 855 amino acids. Gene Ontology annotation, cellular component: mismatch repair complex.